AUGUCAACUAAGAAUGAAUCCCCUAAAAUGCGUGUCAGAGUCACAUCUGGAAAAUUUCUAGGUUUUGUUGUCAGGCAUAGGGGUAUCGAAAUUGAUCAAACAAAGAUUAAGGCAAUCCAAGAGAUGCCCGAACCUCGAAACCUUAAAGAACUUCAUGGCCUUCAAGGCCGUUUGGCAUACAUUCGAAGGUUCAUCUCCAACCUUGCUGGAAGAUGUCACCCAUUUAGCCAUCUCAUGAAAAAAGAUACUCCAUUUAAUUGGGAUGAAUCGUGUCGAAGGGCAUUUGAAAGCAUAAAAAAGUACUUGUCUUCUCCACCAGUGUUGGGGGCACCAGUCAAAGGAAAGCCUCUUAUCCUUUACAUUGUUGCACAAGAGCGUCAAGCAAUAGCAGAUUUCUUUGCAGAUCAUCCAGUGCCACCUAACUGGGAGCUUUCUGUUGAUUUGCAUGGGGAGGAUGUGUUCUACAUUGACGUACUCCCACCUUGGGAAAUGUAUUUUGACGGAGUUGCUCGUCAAGAUGGCGCUGGAGCUGGAGUUGUCUUUUUGUCUCCAGAAAAGCAUGUUCUGGCUUACUCGUUCGUGUUAACUCAAUUAUGCUCAAAUAAUAUGGCCGAAUACCAAGCCCUCAUCUUAGGCCUCCAAAUGGCCGUGGAACUAGGACUAAAGGACUUAGAUAUUUAUGGAGAUUCACAGCUCGUGAUAAGCCAACUUUUAGGAGAAUAUGAAGUCAAGAAAGAGGAUUUAAUUCCUCAUCGCAGAUAUGCAACAAAAUUGCUUGAAAAGCUUGACACUGCUAAGUUGAAUCAUGUUCUAAGGAGUGCCAACAAAAUGGAUGACGCACUUGCAGCGCUUGCAGCCACUUUGGCACUGGGGGAAGAAGAAACCAUGUCCGUACCGGUUUGCAACCGUUGGGUCGUUGCGCCUGACGUAGACGAAACUGAAGAUGAAGAAGUUGAGGAAGUCGACAUGAUCAUUGUUCAUCAAAUUGACCAGGAAGAUUGGCGUCAACCAAUUAUCGACUAUCUAAGUCAUCAAAAAUUGCCUAGUGACCCAAGGCAUAGAAUGGAGAUUCGUCGUCGAGCCCCUCGAUUUAUACUUUUUAAUGGAACUUUGUUUCAACGAUCUUUCAAUGAAUCAUGGUCGAGAUGCAUCGGAGACGAAGAAACAAUGAAAGUCAUGGAAGAGGCUCACGCUAGAAUUUGUGGUGCACAUCAAUCAGGUCCUAAGUUGUAUGAUUGCCUUAAAACAAUGGAACCCUUGCACCCUACGGUCUCGUCUUGGCCUUUUGAAGCAUGGGAACUUGACGAUGUUGGUCCGAUUACACCAAAGUCGUCUGCGGGUCAAGCAUAUAUCUUUGCAGCAACUGAUUAUUUCUCUAAGUGGGCGGAGGCCGUCCCUCUCCGCGAGGUCAAGAAAGAAAAUGUCGUCGAUUUCAUUCGUACUCACAUCAUUUACAGGUACGAUAUACCUCAACGGAUCAUCACUGACAAUGGAAAGCCAUUCUUCAACGCAUUGAUGACAAGUCUUUGUGAGAAAUUUAAAUUCACGCAACAUAAAUUGUCCAUGUACAACGCUCUUGCAAACGGCCUAGCGGAAGCCUUCAAUAAAACACUUUGUAAAUUGUUGAGCAAAGUUGUUUCAAAAUCGAAGCGCGACUGGCAUGAAAAGAUAGGGGAAGCUCUUUGGGCUUACAGGACGUCAUAUAAAACAGCAACACAGUCAACCCCAUAUGCUUUGGUGUAUGGUGUCGAAUCUAUUUUGCCUUUGGAACUUCAAAUUCCAUCAUUGCGAGUAGCUAUUCAAGAAGGGUUGACUAAUCAUGAAAAUGACAGACUUCGUCUAGCAGAGUUAGAGGCACUUGAUGAGAAAAGACUUCAAGCACAACAGAAAUCGGAAUGCUAUCAGGCUGGUUUAUCACGCGCAUUCAAUAAGAAAGUUUGA
Spinacia oleracea (spinach) is the source of this 1941-nucleotide messenger RNA. RefSeq lists its product as uncharacterized. Lineage: Eukaryota; Viridiplantae; Streptophyta; Magnoliopsida; Caryophyllales; Amaranthaceae. The record is from RefSeq and is a predicted model, not a curated record. Gene Ontology annotation, molecular function: RNA-DNA hybrid ribonuclease activity; nucleic acid binding. The transcript is spliced from 3 exons. Bases 1 to 1941 code for a protein of 646 amino acids. Gene Ontology annotation, biological process: DNA integration.